Messenger RNA from Ixodes scapularis (black-legged tick), 765 nucleotides. RefSeq lists its product as uncharacterized. The record is from RefSeq and is a predicted model, not a curated record. The transcript has 4 exons. The coding region runs from base 80 to 751 and encodes 223 amino acids. NCBI's taxonomy places the organism in Eukaryota, Metazoa, Arthropoda, Arachnida, Ixodida, Ixodidae.
GGUCCAUAAAAUCCCCGACCCAUGCGGGGCGUCUUGAGCCUGAAUUACUCCUGCAUAACUGGUGUUCAAGAAAGGCACCAUGUACCGGAUCACUUGCGCCAUCCUCUUCGCCGGUUUUAUUGCCGCCUCUACUUGUCUCAGUGUGGCGCGUGAAGAUGGUGAUCUUCUGGACGCCCUUGCUCACAAGGAUACAAAAAAGCUAGGCGAAGAAGCCAUCCUGUUAGGCGAGAUUCUACGAAAAUGCGCGAAGAACUUGAAAAACGAGCCCAUUAUGGAGGAGUUUCCAGGAGAUGAGGCGGAGGAAUACUUUUUUAGAAAACUCUGGGAAAGUAUCAAAAGCAGUGUCAAGGACGCAGUCUGGGAUGCUAAAGAAAAUAUUAAGAAUAGCGCAAAGGACGCAGCCAUGGACGCCAAAGAAACGAUAUUGAACGGUUUCAAGAAGGCAGCGAUGGACGCAAAGGAAAAGAUCACGGAAGGUAUCAUGAACGCAGCCACCGAGGCUAAAAAAAAGAUCAAGAACAGCAUCAAGGAUGCUGCCAAGGAAGCUUUAGAAAAGUUUAAGACAUCAGCAAUUGAGUAUCUUGGAAAGAAGGCCGAAAAUCUAAUAGGCGGUCUAAUCAACAAGCAGCGUGGCAGCUACUCAUUGGAGGACAAUGAGUCGUACGAUAAGUUUGUGGCCGUCAUAUCCAACGAUAUUGACCAGAUGGGGCAGGACCUCAUUCAACAGGGUAGGAGGCUACUCGAGGAAUAAAAUUUCGAAGAAUA